Capsicum annuum is the source of this 408-nucleotide messenger RNA. RefSeq lists its product as uncharacterized. Lineage: Eukaryota; Viridiplantae; Streptophyta; Magnoliopsida; Solanales; Solanaceae. The record is from RefSeq and is a predicted model, not a curated record. The coding region runs from base 120 to 305 and encodes 61 amino acids. The transcript has a single exon.
CAAAAUCCAUAAAUGUCAUUAGCUUUAUUUAUUUUUCUUCUAUAUAUCAGCUAGCAGCAAGUAGUGUCAACCUACUACUCCCCAGACUUUCCCCCUCCAUUAUUUUUCCUCCUCCUCAAAUGGCUAUUCAAUUUGAGAAUUUGGUAGAAUCGAUAAAAUUAAAAGCGAGGAAAUUGAAGAAAUCGUACAUCAAAAUAGAUAAAAGUUCCAACGUUAGAGUGGAUAUUCGCAACAGAAAUGCACGUAACCUCAUCGAUAAGACUCUCCAAGCUGCUGAUCGUCCCAGCAAGAGUAGCCUCUCUUAGUACUCUCUCCAUUUGAAAUAAUAAUAAUAAUUUCUCCUUGUUUGGAGUUUGUGUAUAUUUAUUAAUAGAUAAGAGAUAAAAUGGUUGUUUCUGUGUUUCUUCA